UUAAUGGUGUACUUGUGGGGUGGGUGCAAAAAAAAAGAGGGUGGGAAGAGGGACGUGUCCGAGUGAUUUAAAAAGGGAUCGCUCGCUGCCUCCCUUCCACCUUCGUCCACAGUCUCCUCCAUCCGAAGCCCAUCAGCCGAUCGUCAGCGCUUCGCAGCGCUCAAGUCACUGAGACUCAGUCGCCGACUCCGCGUCUCGUUAUGUCAGACGGCAAACAGCAGACGGAUAUCUGCAAGUCCACCAACGUGGUGUUUCAGUCCCAUCAUGUCACCCGAAACAAGAGAGGUCAAGUUAUUGGCACCCGUGGUGGAUUCCGUGGAUGUACUGUCUGGCUUACAGGACUUUCGGGAGCUGGGAAAACCACCAUUGGCUUUGCACUGGAAGAGUACUUGGUUUCCCACAAGAUUCCUUGCUAUUCUUUGGAUGGAGAUAACAUUAGACAAGGACUAAAUAAAAACUUGGGGUUCACCUCUGAAGACCGUGAGGAGAAUAUCCGACGUAUUGCUGAGGUGGCCAAAUUGUUUGCAGAUGGCGGUCUUGUCUGCAUCACCAGCUUUAUUUCCCCAUUCACAAAGGAUCGUGAAAUGGCAAGAAAAAGUCAUGAGCUUUCCAACCUUCCAUUCUUUGAAGUUUUUAUUGAUGCUCCCUUGGAUGUUUGUGAAGGUCGUGAUGUGAAAGGUCUUUACAAGAGGGCCAGAUUAGGAGAAAUCAGAGGAUUUACCGGUAUUGAUUCCAACUACGAGAAACCAGAGAAUCCUGAGUUAGUACUGAAAACAAACACGAUGCCUGUGAAUGAGUGUAUUCAACAAUUGGUGGAGCUCUUGGAAGAGAGGGGAAUAGUUCCUGCUGCUGCCAAUGAAGAAGUGAGGGAACUUUUUGUGCCUGAAAACAAACUAGACUUGGCCCAGGCUGAAGCUGAGUCACUGCCAAAACUGCAGAUAACAAAGUUGGAUCUGCAAUGGGUGCAAGUUCUAGCUGAAGGUUGGGCUACUCCACUUUCAGGCUUCAUGAGAGAGCGAGAAUUCCUGCAGGCCAUGCAUUUCGGCACUUUAUUGGAUGGUGGGGUCAUCAAUAUGACUAUUCCGAUUGUUCUGCCAAUUACCACAGAAGACAAGGAGCGGUUGGCUGGAUGUACUGGCUUUACACUCAUGUAUUCAGGCCGCAAGGUGGCCAUCCUUCAAAACCCAGAAUUUUUUCAGCAUAGGAAAGAGGAACGCUGUGCGCGACAGUGGGGAACAACUUGUGAAAAGCAUCCUUAUAUUAAGAUGGUAAUGGAAAGUGGAGACUGGUUUGCUGGGGGUGAACUUCAGGUCUUGGAGAGAAUCUCUUGGAAUGAUGGGCUGGAUAAAUACCGCUUGACCCCAAAGGAACUCCAGAAGAAGUUUAAGGACAUGAAUGCUGAUGCCAUCUUUGCAUUCCAGCUCCGUAACCCUGUUCACAAUGGCCAUGCUCUCCUAAUGCAGGACACCAAACGUAGACUUCUCGAGCGGGGUUACAAACACCCUGUGCUUCUUCUGCAUCCGCUUGGGGGCUGGACUAAGGAUGAUGAUGUUCCCCUGGAGUGGCGCAUGAAACAGCAUGCAGCCGUACUGGAAGAAGGCGUGUUGGACUCAAAUGCAACAGUUGUAGCGAUUUUCCCUUCACCCAUGAUGUAUGCUGGACCAACAGAGGUUCAGUGGCAUUGCCGAGCUCGAAUGAUUGCUGGAGCCAAUUUCUACAUUGUAGGACGUGAUCCCGCAGGCAUGCCUCAUCCUGUCACCAAGAAAGAUAUGUAUGAACCAACACAUGGGGCCAAGGUUCUGGGCAUGGCCCCAGGCAUGAACUCUGUGGAGAUCAUACCCUUCAGAGUUGCAGCAUACAACAAACUAAAGAAGUGCAUGGACUUUUAUGACCAAGAAAAACAUCAUGAUUUUGACUUCAUCUCUGGCACCCGAAUGAGGCAGCUUGCUCGCGAAAAUCAGAAUCCACCUGAUGGUUUCAUGGCUCCCAAGGCUUGGAAGGUGCUGACGGAUUACUACUCCUCAUUGGAAAAGAAAGCUUGACAGACUACUUUUAACAUUCAAAAGCUAGUUCUGAUACCACACAGCAACUAGCCAAUUCUUAUUUGCUUUUCUAUUCUUUUCUUUUAAAACCAUAAAUUUAUUAUAUUUCAAUACUUGUGUAAAUUGGGAUGAAUAUUGAUUGAUCAAGAUGUCAAAAUGAUGAUCUAGCUGCAAAAGUAGGGUCUUAGGUGAUCAGAUUUUUUAAAAAAAUGUAGGACAUCAUCCGUACAAUUUUUUUAGUUCUUUAUAGUCUUAAAUGAAAUUCUAAAAUAUAUUCUGUUUUUUGCUGUAGCCAUUAUUUUCAUAUAAAAGUAUUUAUUUUAGAAUUCUAAGAAGUUAUUUAAGAAUGUUUUUAUAUACACUGCACAUUUCUCUCAAAAUGGCUGUGUAGCACUGUUUUAAAUGUUUUCUUCUGUUGAUUUGGAACUGUUACCUCAGAUACUAACUGAUGUGUGAAGGAAUUAAAUUUAAUACAGGUUCCAUUUGAAAGGGAUAGUUGUUGCCGACUGGAGCAGCUUAUUAACCAAAUGUGAACGAAAGUUAACUUUACAGAAACCAUUGGUAUUUGGUGCUAAGUGAUGUAUGUGAUCACUUCUUUAGUAUCACAGAAAUGUUUUCAGCCGCUAAUGCUGGAAGUUAGGUUACAAUUCUGGAUGUGUGGGCAAAAAAAUGAUACAGGUUGUUUGAUGAUUCCUCAGUGGUUUUGUAACGUGUAAAUAAUUGACUUGGUUGGCCUUGGAGCAGGACAAGAGAAAGUAAGCGUCAAAUAAUGAUUUUGCAGCACAAAGAAGAAAUUAAAUGAUUAGGCAAAUAGGGUGCAGAUUCUGUGCCAAACCAUUAUAACAGAAAGAAGAUGCACUUAACUUGCAGCAGUGUCUCCAUAUUCCUUUUGGUGCUACUUUCCAAUUCUGUCCGUGAUGGAGGGGAAAACACAGCUUUAGAGAUUAGAAAUAGCAAUUGCCACAUGUGGAGCAGGAUUCUCCCUGUGUGUCCAUUGUUUGGGAGAUUCAAUGCACAAUUCCUAGCAAGAAGGUUGCACGAUUAGAUCCCAGUGAUAUCCAUCACAUGCACCAGGCGGGAUAUCAAAUAGGAAGAUGAUAGAAUGGGUAUUCUGGAAGGAUGAGAUCAACUGGACUUUCCUCAUCUGAACUGCGCUUGUGAUCUUGUAAAUGGUGAAACAUUCCAUCUUGGGAAGGUAAAACCUGAGAAAACUCAUUAUCUUUAGAUCAUACCUCUUGCUAAUGGAUUAAGGAAUACUGUAAAUGGUGACCUUGAACAAGUUCACCAGCACUAAUGUCCUUCCCACAUAGCAAAGGGAGCUACAUAUGAGGGAGUGAAAGAUCAUGAGACAUUUGGGAAAUUAGAGUACUUUCCAGCAUCAGCCACAUGACUCAGUCAUUUUAGAAACAUUAAGGGACUUUUCAGUUAAGAUUUACAUUCACUUGCUCUUUCAUUUUAAAAAGUUUCGAUUGAAAAAGUGAUUGAAUGGUUUUAAAUUUCUUUAAUAUGAAUAAUAGCUACAGCAAAAUGGUUAUGUGAGCUUCUAGAAAAUUGUUUUAAUCUUAAUUCAAAUGAAUCAACUCGUGCCUUUCCCAAGAAUGUUCAGAAUUGUUACUAUAUAUUUAUUUGAUAGAUUGGAAUAUUUCCAUUGUGCCUUAAUCUAUGUAAGCUUUUAAUACAUGAUAAACUGUACCUAUCUAAACUUUGCAUAUCAAUAUCAUGUAUGCUUAAUAUAAAUAAAUAUGAAUUAGUCAUCAUAA
This is a messenger RNA of Callorhinchus milii (elephant shark), 3802 nucleotides long. RefSeq names its product 3'-phosphoadenosine 5'-phosphosulfate synthase 2b (gene papss2b). The transcript is spliced from 12 exons. Lineage: Eukaryota; Metazoa; Chordata; Chondrichthyes; Chimaeriformes; Callorhinchidae. The record is from RefSeq and is a predicted model, not a curated record. Gene Ontology annotation, biological process: 3'-phosphoadenosine 5'-phosphosulfate biosynthetic process; sulfate assimilation. Gene Ontology annotation, molecular function: sulfate adenylyltransferase (ATP) activity; adenylylsulfate kinase activity; ATP binding. Bases 201 to 2042 code for a protein of 613 amino acids.